This is a messenger RNA of Sipha flava (yellow sugarcane aphid), 2921 nucleotides long. RefSeq lists its product as uncharacterized. The coding region runs from base 83 to 1723 and encodes 546 amino acids. The transcript is spliced from 3 exons. The record is from RefSeq and is a predicted model, not a curated record. Lineage: Eukaryota; Metazoa; Arthropoda; Insecta; Hemiptera; Aphididae.
CGUUAUCCGACCAACACUAUUCCGUCUUCCGCUACCGAGCCGACCGGUGUGUUGUACUGUUGUUCUGUUUUGUCCGCGCGCGAUGUUCUACGAAAUGCACGACAAGCGAUACGAUUCCGGGUCCUCGUGCCUGGGCCGGUGCUGGAUGCUGGUGGCCAUGUGCGGGCUACUCAUCACCGUAUCGUUCAUCGGCAUGACCCUGUGGCUGGGCAUGAACAGCCGACCGGACGUGCCGAUCGCUCCGGCGUACCAGCCGCCCGCGCACGUGGCACCGAACGUGCACCGGCAGCACCACUACGAGAUGACCACGGCCAAGGCCACGUUCCCGACGGCCGACUACGACGCGAUGCCCACCACGAGCAUAAAGAACAAAAAGGGCCGUAUCGAGAUAGUCGAACACGAGAAAAUGGCGAAAAUCGAACCGACUACGCCGAUGACGAGGGCCCUGGUGCCGAACAAGCAACUCGGCGACGGGGUGAGCCCGAUGGAGGAAGAGACGGUCGUUGAACCGUCAAGAACGAACGGGGUGACGAGGAAGAAGAGCGAAGUGGUCUACCCGAACUGGUCAUCGGACCUGGAGGCUAAGACCGAUGAUCAGGACGAGGUGGCCGAGCCGCCGCAAGAGUUUCAACCGUACUACGUUAGCGAGCAGCCGGACACGCAAAAGUUCAACCCCAUACCCGCGUUUUCGUACCUCAAAGAGCACCCUGUCCGGCUGUCCGAGAAGGACAUCCGACCCCCGGGUACGGGUGAAAGCGAGGAGUAUCCUUAUUUCUAUCCUCAGUUCGAGGACGUCACUCCGGACGAGAAAACCGUCAACAAUCCCUUGUUCACGUUCUUACGCAAAAGGUUGCACGACGUGCGCGAUUGGUUGGCCCAGUCGGGCGUCCGAAAGAACCAGAGUCAAUGGAUUCAGAUAGUGGACGCGGUCAAUCAGUCAUUGUUCACGAAGAACUCCACUAUUGUGCUGUCAAAGCUUCGGGAAAUGUACGCCAACACCAGUGAUGUGGUAGCCGCCGAUACGCCCGUGGCCAGUCUCAUUUAUCCAACUGCUGCCAACGACUCGGCCGCCAGCCUCGUGUCGUUCGGGCUCUUGGCUAUCGAUCUAUUUUUGUUGCAUAACGUGCAGCAGAUCGCCCUGAACGAAGACGCCGAGGCGGGUCAGCAAAUGCUCAACGACCCGGAUGUGUUGGCUUUGAACGCGCUGUUCUUGCCCCCGGAUCGCGUCAAGCAAAUGCGGUCGGCCAAUUCACGAGUGUUGUCCGACGACCGUCGCGAUAGGAGCCCGAAAGGGUUUAUUACCGAAUUGAUGGAGUUCGUCAACGGCGGAUUGAGAGCCAUACUCAAUCUGAGCCGGGCGUACAGGAGUAGCUCUCGGGCGGCUAAGGCCGAAGGUAAAAGCGUCGGUGAUAACCCCACUACUACGAGCGGAUCGUCUUUGGACUGUAUUUGGACGUUGUACUGUCGUAAUUUAGACAAAACUGCUAAACUGAACGGCCCUUAUGGAUUUCUGGCAAAAAUGAACAGCUUGGGCUUACGAUUAAUGAUGGGAGAGUUUCCUGUCGAGAGAGCUCUAGAGCAUUUCAUCAAGGAAUCGACUCAUGGAUGGCAGCGAUUGAACUGUGAUCGACUUUUCCCCAGGUGUAACGGAGAAGAAGCUAAGCAGGUGGUCAUCGAGACGGCGCUCGGUCAAAACACGUCUAGUGACUCCGAAUCAUCGUAGUUGUUCACAUGCUUAACCACCCAAAUUUCACUCUAUUUUAUUGCUAGCAAGGAGUUUGCUGGAGGACAAAGUUCGGAUCGUUAUUUUUCCGUGUAUUUAACGCAUAUAGUACAAUGUAAAUCACGUCUGUACGGCGUAGAAUUAAAUUUAAUAAAGAUACACUUAACUCGCAGUCUUCCAGCAAUCUCUGCUUAUCGAUCAUGUCCGACUCGUACGGUCUGUGAUAUGAAAAUAUUGUGACGUAAACUUGUAAAUGAAUUAAAUGCUUUUAUAUAUAUAUCUAUCUAUAUAUACAUAUAUUAUACAUUUAUGUAUAUGGUAGUUAAUAUAUGAUAGUAUCCGUCGUUAUUGAAAAUUAGUUCCUCCUAUAGUUAAUGUUAAUGUGUGUAACGUGUCUACGUAUAAGAAAAUGUAAUAGAAAACAUAAAGUAAAAAAAUGUGUAGGUAGUUUGUAACGGCAAUAGAGUACCUGUACUGUUCCCACCUAAACAAGCCGAUAAAUAUUAGUACUGAUGCGAUCAGUUAUUUCCUAAAUCGUUAUCACCGUGAAUUGUAAAUUGUCAACCGUUAUUUCGCGAACAAACAACAGGGGAUUUAUCGUUUUUUCGUUUGUUGUUACACUUUCAAUUUUUAUUUUUCUACAAGUUUCUUAUACAUCUUAAAACUGCACGAGGAACACCCGUUGAUAACUUAUCAAUCGUGACGAACCGUCCAACCGUAAUUUCGUGUUUACGUCUUACGGUAACCUGAACUAUACACGAUGUAGUUCGAUUUAUAAACCACCUUUUCUCGUUUACUGCUAACAUCGAUUACUUGGCAAAUAAGAUGCACUUAAAAAAAUGUUCGAAUCGUCAAAACGCGUGAGAAUCGACGGUUUGCCACAGGCUUGUCGAAUUCCAAGCAUAUUAUUAUCAUUACAAAUCUUAACUGUUAUGCGUCGACAAACAAUUUUAUUAUUUUUUUAUUUUUACUCUUGUGAUUUCGUAUAAAUCCCAUAACUAUCUCAAACGUAUUUUAUGAAUACUGCCGAAUAAAAAUAUUUUCAGUUCGUACUUCAUGCAAGGGUUAUAUUGUAAUGUCAUGCUACAGCUUGGAAGGUUUCUAUUGUCGUAUUAUUUAAGGCAUAUUCUCUCAUAGUGUACUUUUAAGAAUAUUUAAACAUUAUUUUAAAUUAUUUAUUUAUGUAUUUUUGAAUUAU